This is a messenger RNA of Striga hermonthica, 760 nucleotides long. The record is from the annotation of a GenBank genome assembly. Lineage: Eukaryota; Viridiplantae; Streptophyta; Magnoliopsida; Lamiales; Orobanchaceae.
AGCAGGUCGACGGCGGCGGAGGGGGAUAUUAUCCAUGGUAUCCCCAGAGUUGGGAGAUGCAACACGAGCUGUGAAAAUGCGUGUGGGAACAGUAUCACCGGGGCGGAGGAUAGAGAGAGGAACAGCUUCAAGGGCAGAAGGCAAUAUCUCAACUGAAUCAGAGGAGGUGGUCGAGGUAGCAGGAUCUGAAAACAAAAAAGAAGAGAACAAUAUCAAAAACAAGCCAGAAAAAUUUACAUUGGUUGUCAAUUUUGGAGGUUAUUUUGUGAAAUGUGGACCUAUUAUGGAGUAUCUAACUGGUACUUUGAAGAGUAUUUAUGGGUUAGAUGCAGAUAGGUUUGGCUACUUUGACUUACAAGAAGAACUUCAGAAGUUGGGAGUUAAGAAGUAUGAAAAAAUUGUGUAUAGAAUACAUGAUGCUAGUCUUGGAGCUGAUAGUUUGAGAGAUGUAACUGAUGACAAAGGGGUUAUGGAGAUUAUUAGUUGUGGUAAGAAUAAGAGAACUGUAAUUCAGAUUUAUGUGGUUGGUGGUGACAUCAUUGAUGAUGAAGCAGAUGAGAAUGCUGAGGAUAGGGAAGAGGUGAAUGGUUUGAGUCAGACACAAUCUGAAAGCCAGCGGGAUGAAGAUGAUGGAGAAGAGGUGAAUGGUUUGAGUCAGACACAAUCUGAUAGCCAGAAAGAUGAAGAUGAUGGAGAAGAGGUGAAUGGUUUAAAUGAGACAAAAUCUGAUGGCCAGCAAGGUAAAGAUCAUAUGGAAGAG